UAACAAAAGAGGAUAUCAGCCUUUACAUUUAAGCUAAGUCUAUUUUUACCGAGUAGUUCGAACCCUCUAAAUUUAGUCUAAAUUACUAUCAAUCUACUGAGAUAGGUGGUACGAAGCAGAGUUUCAAGUAGAACCUCAACAUCUACUUCUUUGCUAAGUUGGAAGCUGAAGCUAUUGAUCAUAAUCCCUGCCUUGGAAAAUUUUAGAUAUAUCAAAAUCACCUCUUAUUUUAGUGACGGUUUGCCAUAAAAUUUUCCCCUUGUUUUCAGAUGAGAUUAGGGUUUAAGUUCUGGGUCAACAAGUGCGGGUACGAAUAUAAUCUGUGUUGGAUCAGAUUCCAGUAAAGAUACAAAGAUAAUUUGUUUUGGAUCAGGUUCCAGCAAAACCAUUUGGUGUACAGAACUAUAUCUGGUAUUGUAUUGUAGGCAUACUAAGUAGUUUUGUUUCAAGAUUUCAGAUACAGAGGACCAAAUGCCGGAGGAGAAAAGCUUUUUUCAAUGGACUGUGUUACUACUGAACUGUGGGGCCUUAUCGAUUGGCACGACUGCAGGGCCAAUGCUGGUGAAAUAUUAUUUAGGACCUGCAGAGGGAAAGCGCACUUGGCUCGCUACCCUCUCACAGACAGGGGGAUGGCCUCUUUGCAUUGUGCCCAUCUGGAUUUCAUCAGCAUACAAGAAAAGGAAGGGUUACCCAGAGAAUCAUGUCAGUCUAAGGCUUAGCCUUGCUUCCAUUAUUUUAGGUCUUUUCACAGGCUUGGACAAUUUCAUGUAUGCUUGGGGCCUCAAUUACCUUCCUCUCUCAACCUCUACUUUGGUGACUGCCACUCAAUUAGCGUUCAAUUCAAUAUUUGCUUAUCUGGUAGUUGGGCAGAAGUUCACUUCUUUUUCAAUCAAUGCUGUGAUUCUGCUGAGCUUGGGUGCUGUUAUGCUUUCUUUCAAUACCAGGAGUGACAUACCAGAGGGAGUCCAACAUGGGCAGUAUGUGCUAGGGUUUCUUGUUACACUGGGUUCAGCUGGCCUGUAUGGAUUAAUUCUUCCCCUUAUUGAGCUCGCAUAUAGGGAAACCUCAAGGCAAAUAACCUAUGCUCUGGUUAUGGAGAUGCAACUCAUUAUGUCCUUCUCUGCAACUGUCUUAUGUCUGGUGGGUAUGAUAGCUAACCAUGAUUUCAUGGCUAUUGGAAGAGAGGCCAAGGCAUCCCCAGUGGGUGAGGUUGUUUACUAUGUUAGUAUUGUAGCUAAUGGAAUCUGCUGGCAGCUUUUCUUCAUUGGGGUGUUUGGUGUCAUCUUUCUAGCAAAUUCUUUGUUAAGUGGUAUCAUCAUAGCUUUCUAUAUUCCCAUCAACCAACUGGUGGCUGUAGUUUUGUAUCAGGAGAAUUUUACUCCAGAGAAAGCAAUGGCUGUGGUACUUGCUCUUUGGGGUUUUGCCUCAUAUUUAUAUGGGGAGUAUAGAAUUUUCAAAAAAUUAGAGAACCAGGAAGAUUAUGAUUCUGAAAGUUCACAUGAAGACAUACAAUCAUCGAACCAAGAAGACCAUGAAUCCUCAAGCAUUGCUGAAGACUAUGAAUCUGCAAGCUUGGAUUAUCCCAAGGAUAUAGAAAUUUCUAUUUAAGCGGCAAAACUCCAGGCCUAGGAGCUUUUUAUUUAAGCGAAUGAGAUCAAAUUAGUCUAUGGGACUCAUAAGUAGAGACAAAACAACAAAUUUAUAAGAUUUCUCUUCUUUUAAUGCAACUAAAUAUAAGAUCAUGAACUCGCAAAUCUUCUGAUUUAACAUUUGACUCUAUACUUCAGAUUAGAUAACCUCCUUCUUAGGUAGACAUUCUUGACAUUAUCAAAUGUGAUUGAUGUCCAAGAACUAAAUCCAUAAGAGAUUUAAAAAAUAUAAUAUCUGUCCAUAUCAAGUCAACAAUUUGAGAGAAGAAUACUUAUUACUUAGGGUUUCUAUUUGAUAUAUAGACUACUUUCAAGUUUAG
Molecule: messenger RNA, 1969 nt
Organism: Cryptomeria japonica (Japanese cedar)
Lineage: Eukaryota; Viridiplantae; Streptophyta; Pinopsida; Cupressales; Cupressaceae
Product: purine permease 1-like
Exons: 1
Coding region: 472-1608 (378 amino acids)
Cellular component (GO): membrane
Molecular function (GO): purine nucleoside transmembrane transporter activity
Source: RefSeq, a predicted model, not a curated record